Leptopilina boulardi is the source of this 1874-nucleotide messenger RNA. RefSeq names its product histone-lysine N-methyltransferase PRDM16-like. NCBI's taxonomy places the organism in Eukaryota, Metazoa, Arthropoda, Insecta, Hymenoptera, Figitidae. The record is from RefSeq and is a predicted model, not a curated record. The transcript has 10 exons. The coding region runs from base 1 to 1215 and encodes 404 amino acids.
AUGACAGAUAAUUCGGAUGGUUCAUAUCCUUAUGAAGAAUGUGAUUCUUUUAAAAUGGAUCUUACAAGAAGAAUGUAUGGAGAUUAUGUCUGUUCAAAGUGUGGAAAAUUCUACAAAUCAUUAGGAACAUUGCAACGACAUUUAAAUUAUGAAUGUGGUUUGGCACCACGAUUCAAAUGUCCCUAUUUAAAUUACAUGCUGGAAUCUGCAAUUACGAAUAAAUAUUGUUGUUCAACUUGUGGAAAAACAUAUAAAUGGAGACAGGGUUUGAUAAGACAUCGAAAAUAUGAAUGCAAUGUUCCUCCAAUGUUUCAAUGUGUUUAUUGUCCACACAAAUCAAGACAUAAAGAUAAUUUGAUGAAACAUGUUUUUGCACGACAUGUUGAUCGUAAUCAUAAAUCCAAGAAUUCAAUUAUUGGCUAUCUACAACAAUUCAAAUGUAAAAAUGAAGGAAAACAGACUAUAAAAAAUGAUAAUUUUCCUAUGAAUAUUGGAACAAUUCGAGUCAAACCUGACAUAAAAUUAAAAGAAGGAAUAAAAAUCAGCAAUAUAACAUCUCUUAAAGAUAAUUCACGUGUGGAUGUUGGAAACAUAAUAUCACAAUCCGAUACUAAACUCUUAAGAUCAAGAAAAGUUGUCCCGGUGGAAUAUAAAGAUUUACAUUCAAAACCUAGUUCUAGUAAAAAAAAGAGUAAACCAGGCAGACCAAGAAGUUUCUUCUAUAGACGAAGUGUUGAUAAAGAUGAUGAGGACGAUGGUGAUGAAGAAGAAGAAGAACAUGUAGAAGAAGAGGAAGAAGAAUAUAAAGAAGACGAAGAAGAUGAAGAAGAUGACGAAGAAGAAUAUGCUCCACCAAUACCUAGAGGACGAAAAGGCAGAAGGAGAACUUUUAUCUAUAAACGAAAUAUUGACAAAGAAAAAACAUCACAAGAAAAAGUUGAAUUUUACACUCCACCUGAACGUAAAGGAGUAAGAAGGGGCAGACGAAGAACUUUUAUUUAUAAACAAAUCGUUGAUACUCCACCGGAUAAAAAAGAAGAAAGUUCACCUCAAAUUAGAACUGAAGAUAUAUCCAUACAUAAUCAAGCAGAAAAAACGGAGAAGCCAAGAAUAUUUGUCCAAAAACAAAACACUGAUACUCUUCCAAUACCAAAAACUGAAGUUAUUGAAGACGAGCACAGUGUUUGUGAGAUUUCUACUCCCUUCUGGGGCUAACUUCCAAGCAGUGGUUUUAAACAUAUUUUACGUUACAUUUUUUCUGUUUGCUUUCUCAUAGGAUUUAAACUGAUUUUUUACUUCAUAAAAUGAAUUUUUUUUAAAAUUUUACUAUAUUUUGACAUGGGAAACAAUUUGUAUAUGUACAAAAAAAAAUCAGUAGUCAGCCCGCACAAAAAUCUCAAUCUGAAAUAAUUUGAAUUCUGUAAGUACAAGUAUCCGUAUUUAGUGUGCAGAAGAUUGAAAUUAGUUCGGUAAAAAAAUAUCCAAAACGGGAUCCGAAAUAAUCCGAAAUUUUCAUAUACAUAAUUCGGAGUUUUUAUUUAUGUGCAACAUGCGAAAUAAUUUACAAACAACCUUGAAUUAUGCAGAUAAAAAAAACCGGUAUUACUUUGCAAUAAUUAAAUUGCAGAUUAAAUUUUUCUUCUUCUAGACUAUUGUGCAUUAAAUGCAAAUUUACAUUAUGUACAGAUUUCGGAUUAUUAAGGACUCCUUUCGGAUUCAGAUUUUUAACCGGGAAAAAUUCAUAUUAUUGUCAUAACUGAAUACGGAUUUCUUCCAUUUAGAUAUCGAAUUAUUUUGGGUUCUUAUUUUUGUGCUGAUUGACUGUUGAUCUUCUCUAUAUAAAUUCUAUAUAUUUUUAAAUUCAUUUCGGAUUA